CCCACCCGAGCUGGCCGGAGCCCUCAUCCUGCCCGACACCAUAUAAGGGAAACACCACGCAGAGGUACAGCCAGGAGAAUCACCUUCGAAGCAUAUUCCACGGCAGUUAAACCACUCUUUAUUCGUACGGACAACCUGAACAAACAUGCAACCGAUCACCCUCUACUCGCACCCCAUCGGGCCCAACCCGUGGAAAGUCGCCCUCAUCCUCUCAGCGCUCCAGCUCCCCUACGAGACCGUGAUGGUCGACUUCGUCGACGUCAAAACCCCCCCCUACGUGAAUCUGUGUCCUAACGGCCGUCUCCCAACCAUCGUGGACCCCAAUCAGAACAACCUGACCCUGUGGGAGUCCGGCGCCAUCGUGAAUUACCUGAUCGAAACCUACGACUCAAACCACCAGCUCAGCUACGAUACGUGUCCGGAGCGCCACCACCUCCAGCAGUGGCUGCAUUUCCAGGUCUCCGGGCAGGGGCCCUACUACGGGCAGUUGGGGUGGUUCCAGCGGCAACCCGAGCGGGUGCCGCUUGCAAUCGAGCGGUAUACGGCGGAGGUCCGGCGGGUGAUGGGGGUGCUGGACCGCGCGCUGGAGGGCAAGGAGUGGCUGGUCGGGGACAAGUGCACGUUUGUGGACUUGUGCUUUGUGCCGUGGCAGGAGUUGGUGCCGUUCAUGGUGCGGGAUGAGGCGGUGGUGCGGGAGCUGGUGGAGCAGUAUCCCAAUGUGAGGGCGUGGAUGGGGCGGAUGAAGGGGAGGGAGGAGGUGCAGAAGGUGUUGCGGGAGAAGCGGGAGGCGAUGGAGCAGGAGCAGUCAAGGUAGUUCUUUUGCCUUUGCCUUUGGUGUUG
Molecule: messenger RNA, 840 nt
Organism: Aspergillus japonicus CBS 114.51
Lineage: Eukaryota; Fungi; Ascomycota; Eurotiomycetes; Eurotiales; Aspergillaceae
Product: glutathione S-transferase family protein
Exons: 1
Coding region: 146-814 (222 amino acids)
Source: RefSeq, a predicted model, not a curated record